GUCACACAGCACACAAACGGGAUCCAGUAAGCGACGCCGAUGACAUAACUGCAAAGCCAAUUCCCUCGUAAUUACGCAAAGCAAUUCGAAAGAUCUUUCAAAAGAUCCACACAGCUCCUUCAAACCCACGACGGCGCGACAGAGCCCUACCCUCUCUUCCUUGACGCAGCCAAUCAUAUCUCUUUCUCAGACGCUCAGCUUUCCGUCUUCUUUACUGAAAUCUCUCAGAUUGAGAUACAUAGAUCCAUGGCAUAGCGUUGACUCUGCUUGUGUUGUAACCUCUAUUCUCUUCCCAAUUGAAUAAAGAUUUGUUCGCUCGAGAAUAGCUUCUUUGAUUUGCUUGCUAGACCCACUCCAACAGAAGUUUCUUCACUGAACAUGGAAAUCGAGGAUUUGAGUGGCCUACCUACAUCUGGUGACUAUGACUGUGGAAGCGAGAACAAUGAACUUCACAAUUCUAACUAUGAGCCAAUUGAUCUUCACCCUACAUAUUCUGAGAAUAAAGAAGUCAAACUACAUAGCGAAAAUCAUUUACAUGAGGAUGAUUCUCGAUAUGAAGAAAGUCAUUUCGUGUCAGAAGCAAACAUUGAAAAGGAUAUUGUUGGCUGUCAUUCAGAUAUGGAAAAAGAAGAUUUCAUUAGCCUCCCCCCUUCUCAUGAUUCUGGCUGUGCAAUUGAGAACAAUGGAGUUUGUACUUCUAGUUAUGGGCCUAGUUUAUCUGAUGCUCAACCCAGUAACUCUGCAGAUAGAGAAAUGAAGAUUAACAGUGAGAACCUGGGUGUCAAUGAUGUUGGCAUUCACCAUGAAAACCACCAUGGUAUGCUGGAAGGAAACCUUGAUACUAAUUUGAUUGACCAUCCAUCUAUCAUGCAAGUGAGUGGUGAAUUGGGUGAUACUGUGGAGUUGAAUAGCUUCAGCUCUAAAGUGCAUGCUGAGAAUGGUUGCCUUGCCGUUCGAGAUGGGAUUCCUGUUGGAAGCCACAAGAUGGAUGGUAGUUCUAUAUCAGGUGUUAAGAGAGCCCGGAUGACAUUUGAUGAACAGCUACCUUCAGUGCGUGUCAUGUAUAAUUCCUUAACGAGGGCUAGUAUACAGAAGCUCGAGGUACUAUUACAGCAGUGGUCACAAUGGCACGCUCAACAUGGUUCUUCAUCCCAAGAUCCUGAUGAAGUGUUAGAAUCUGGUGAAGAAAUGUUCUUUCCUGCUCUACAUGUUGGCGUGGAGAAGAACUCUGCUGUGUCCUUCUGGAUGGACAACCAAACAAGGAAGCAACAGAACAAGGAGUUCAUUCCUUUGGAUAGUAACUCUGUGCCUCUUUACGAUCGUGGAUAUGCAUUAGGUUUGACUUCAGCUGAAGGUUCAAAUAACGUGGAGGAAGGCUUGGGGAUAAUCGAUAAUGCAAGUCGUUGUUUCAAUUGUGGAUCUUAUAAUCAUUCUUUGAAAGAAUGCCCAAAGCCCCGUGACAAUGUUGCUGUCAAUAAUGCUCGCAAACAGCAUAAGUCUAAACGCAAUCAAAAUGCCGGUUCACGCAAUCCAACUCGAUAUUAUCAGAAUACUCCUGGUGGAAAGUAUGAUGGUUUAAAGCCGGGUACUCUUGAUGUUGAAACACAGCAACUUUUGGGCCUUGGGGAACUCGACCCACCCCCUUGGCUUCACAGAAUGCGGGAAAUAGGAUACCCACCAGGAUACCUUGAUCCAGAUAUCGAGGAUCAGUCAUCUGGGAUUACAAUAUAUGCUGAUGAGGAAAUUAAGGAAGAACAGGAAGAUGGGGAAAUUGUUGAAAGAGACUGCCCUGAACCACAGAGGAAAAUGACGGUCAAGUUUCCUGGAUUAAAUGCCCCAAUUCCAGAAAAUGCUGAUGAAAGACUUUGGGCAGCUGGGCCAUCAAGUUCAGAUUUUUCCAGGAACAGAUUGCACCGCAGAUUAAACCAUAAUUCAGAACCAGUCAGCAGAGGUCAUCAUCGCGAGCAAAGGUGGUCCAGGGAUCUUGGAGAUGAUGGGCCUCCUGGCUGUGAACCAGGACUUAGCCCCUCUCUGUCUAGUUUUCAUCCGAGGUAUGUUGGUUAUGAUUCUAGUCAUGAUUCUCAGAGUCCAAGAAGUAACAUGCCGAGACCCAGAAGCCCUAGCUUUGGACGGUCCCUUUCAAACAGAGAUAGACGCAGCCCUUUCUUUGAUGGUCCCGUAAAUUAUGAUUCUUUACGACACGAUUAUGGCUCGGGCAGAUAUGAAAAUUGGACUGAUGAAAGCAGGAAUGACUACGGCCGGGAUUUUUCACCUCAUAGUAAGGAUACACAAAACAGGCAUUACCAUCGCAGUAGAAGGUAAAACUAAAUUGAUUGAAUUGUAGAGGCAAUUUGUGAACUUUCCCUGACAUUCAUAGCAGGGGAGUGAGUGUACAAAAUUUAGAUGGAUCUCUGUUACGGUGUAGUAGUAUGUGAUUCUCCAAUUUUUAGACAUGUCCAUUUGUUUUCAGUUUGAACAUAGCGGUCCUUUGUGGUCAAGAUGUUAAAAUGCUUAGUUGAUGGGUUUGGGAUUUCUAUGGAACUGGAAUUUGUUUGGGAUA
Juglans microcarpa x Juglans regia is the source of this 2560-nucleotide messenger RNA. RefSeq lists its product as uncharacterized. The transcript is spliced from 9 exons. The record is from RefSeq and is a predicted model, not a curated record. Gene Ontology annotation, cellular component: catalytic step 2 spliceosome. NCBI's taxonomy places the organism in Eukaryota, Viridiplantae, Streptophyta, Magnoliopsida, Fagales, Juglandaceae. Gene Ontology annotation, molecular function: RNA binding; zinc ion binding. Bases 379 to 2322 code for a protein of 647 amino acids.